AUGGCCGCUUCGAGCAGCGCGGCCGCCCUGGGCCUCUGCGCCACAGUUAUGUUGCUUGAUACGGCUUUCAGUAAGAGUGUCAUACCAGAUUUAGAUGACUCGUUUAAAGAAAGUCGAAAAGAUGACAUUUGGCUUGUGGAUUUUUAUGCACCAUGGUGUGGCCAUUGUAAAAAACUGGAACCGAUUUGGAAUGAAGUUGGGAUUGAGAUGAAAAACAUGGGUUCUCCGGUGAAAGUUGGGAAGAUGGAUGCUACAUCCUAUGCCAGCCUUGCAGCAGAGUUUGGAGUCCGUGGUUACCCAACAAUCAAGCUAUUAAAGGGGGACUUGGCAUACAACUACAGAGGACCACGGACUAAAGAUGAUAUUAUUGACUUUGCUCACAGAGUAUCGGGGGCUCUAAUCCGGCCACUGCCAAGCAGGCAGAUGUUUGAACAUGUGCAGAGGAGGCACCGUGUCUUUUUCGUUUAUGUGGGUGGAGAGUCACCUUUGAAGGAGAAAUACGUAGAUGCGGCUUCAGAAUUAAUUGUGUACUCAUACUUCUUUGCUGCCUCAGAAGAGGUGGUUCCUGAGUCGGUGGUGCUGAGAGAAAUGCCUGCUGUGCUGGUUUUCAAAGAUGACACUUACUUCAUUUAUGACGAGUUUGAAGACGGGGAUCUGGAGUCCUGGAUCACCAGGGAGAGGUUUCAGAACUAUCUCACCAUCGACGGCUUCCUCUUGUACGAGCUUGGAGAUACAGGAAAGCUCGUGGUGAUUGCAGUUAUUGAUGAGAAGAACACAUCAAUUGAACAUACCAGGUUAAAGUCAAUUAUUCAGGAAGUUGCCCAGGAUUAUAGAACCCACUUCCGUAGGGAUUUUCACUUCGGCCAUAUGGAUGGAAAUGAAUAUAUCAAUAGCUUACUGAUGGAUGAACUGACGGUCCCGACUGUAGUGGUUCUGAAUACUUCAAACCAACAGUACUUUUUACUGGAUAGACAAGUCACGGAUGCCAAAGACAUGGUCCAGUUCAUCGAUGCCAUUUUGAAUGGUACAGUAGAAGCCCAAGGAGGUGAUAGCAUUUUGCAGAGAUUGAAAAGAAUAAUGUUUGAUGCCAAAACUACUGUUGUGUCGAUAUUCAAGAGCUCGCCACUCAUGGGCUGCUUUCUCUUCGGCCUGCCACUGGGUGUCAUCAGCGUCAUGUGCUAUGGGAUCUACUCAGCAGACACGGACGGAGGGUACAUCGAGGAACAGUAUGAACUGUCCAAGAGUGAAAUGGAAAGUCCAGACCAGAUGGAGGAAAACAGAGACCAGCAGGAGCCCAGUGAUGGGGACUCUGCAGAGCCCCCAAUGCAUGAACCCAAAGAUGCUUUAGAAAAGAAGAAGGAUUGA
This is a messenger RNA of Orycteropus afer afer, 1365 nucleotides long. It is a transcript of the gene TMX3, whose product is annotated as thioredoxin related transmembrane protein 3. The record is from RefSeq and is a predicted model, not a curated record. Gene Ontology annotation, cellular component: endoplasmic reticulum. Gene Ontology annotation, molecular function: protein disulfide isomerase activity. The coding region runs from base 1 to 1365 and encodes 454 amino acids. Lineage: Eukaryota; Metazoa; Chordata; Mammalia; Tubulidentata; Orycteropodidae. The transcript is spliced from 16 exons. Gene Ontology annotation, biological process: peptidyl-cysteine oxidation.